UAUAAGGAGCCCAGUGUCAGGGGCUAACCACUCCAUUGUUUGGGACACACACUUUUCGUUAUCGCCUCCAACUAGUUGAAAUAGUAAAAUAAAGUUAUAAAACUUUCUAAAAAUUAAAGUGGACGGAACUUUGUAAGAUUCAGAGAAUUCGUCGGAAUAAAGUAACCACUGAGAUACGGAUAUCAACUUGAAAAUGAGUUCUUUUGGCAAAAGUAGUGGUCAGAAUGCUGCAGUGGUGCCAACACCGCGAAGUCGAGGUGCCAACAGCGGUUCUGGGGUCACAGUGCGUUCCAAGUUAGCGGCGCCUCUAUCGACGCAGGCGGCGGGAACACGCAAAGCUGUUCACGGCGGAGCGGGCGAUGGAGGAACCGAUGCGGCUUGGAAGCAGCCCGGUCGUCGCCUGGCCAAUACGGGUCCACCUGCUCGGCUGGUCCAGCCAACCAUAGCCUCGUCCCUCAGGGCCAACACCAACAGGCAGACGGUCAAGCAGCAGUUCGAGCAAGCGGCUCUUGGAAAGGGCAGAUCGGUGGUUACACCGCCAAAGGGUACCGAACCGGAAGUCAAGAAGCAGCCCAAGCCCAAGGCUAUGACCCAAGCGGCUAAGCAGGCGGCCCGCGCUCGACUCUGGCCAACAAAACCGGCGGGCGGAGGCUUCCUCUCGAAUCUGCGCAAGGAUAGGCUUCCGGUGCCUCAGGAACCCAGUCCCUUGUCCGAAUACGAGGCCAUGCUGGAGGAAGCAGAGACCAAGGAGGCGAAACCAACAGAGCUCCUGGAGACGGGUAUCCAGACGAACGAGGCGGAGAUACUUGACCAUAAACUAGUCUUGGGCGGCUUAAAGAUAGUUUGCCCCUCAGCUCACCUGGUGGAUCAAAUUGAUCGGGAGAGGCGCGAGCUGAAGGCAAAGAAGGAGCGACAGUCGACGCGCAGGUUCGCGGCCCACGAGCAGCAGGAGGAACUGCAUCUGGACGAGCUGAAGGAGUUCUCCUUGCGCAAUGCCGUGACAAAGCGGACGCCCAAGAAGCCACCGCCGAUCCAGUACGCCCCCUAUGACAACCAGUACCAGAACGUGUUCAAGUCCAUGGACGAUUUCUUCAGCCGGGUCCAGUCUUCCGUGCCCAAAGCGGAAUCCGUGACCAACAUCCAGGAGCGCAUCAAGCGGAAGGAGCAGGAGCUGCUAAGCCUCUUCGACAACGUCGACCUAAACGAGUAAACACAACCCAUGAUAUUUAAAAUUAAUUGUGUCGUACCGGUAAAUGAAAGGUUCUUUUUUAAAAAGUA
Drosophila biarmipes is the source of this 1278-nucleotide messenger RNA. RefSeq lists its product as uncharacterized. Bases 194 to 1210 code for a protein of 338 amino acids. NCBI's taxonomy places the organism in Eukaryota, Metazoa, Arthropoda, Insecta, Diptera, Drosophilidae. The record is from RefSeq and is a predicted model, not a curated record. The transcript has a single exon.